AACCAACAACAAUAAUAAAAAUCACAACAAUAAGAACAAGACUAGGACUAAGCGCAAAAAUACGCCAACACCAUUUUUGCGUUCCGAUUCGAUUCGAUACGGUAACUUAUAGGUCAUAUCAAAUACAUCAUUAAUUAAUACGAGUAUCAGUGCCGGGAAAGUGUUCUAUCAAGUGCCUCGACGCGACGUGAAAAUGCAUGAAAAUUGUUGCCGGGACAAGCGAAAUGCUCCAACGUGGGCAGCUUGCCGCAUUCUUUAACCGCAAACUUCGCAACCACACAUAAAGUUCGCAUAACUUUAACUUCGAUUCAGCUCCAGCUGCCGCUGUGACGUCACGUAGUUCACUUAAAUUAAAAGAAGCGCAACAACUUUGAGGACAAAUUGAACAAUUUUCAGCUUAAAGACACAUUGAACUCGAGGAUCUUGAGUUUCGGCAUCAAUUGAAGCUGAGCCAACGGCAACUACACAAAUCUCAGCAGUGGCGUCCAGCCAAACCCAAAUCGUUGCGCCGAUAGCGGCGAAUAUAUCUCCCUCCAGCAUCAGUUCCCAGCCACCAGACAUGUCCAUCUCAUUAGCGCCAAUACAUAUACCCGCGAUCAGGCCCGGCUUCGAGGCGGAUGCCACGACGCCAGUUAAGCGACAUGCGCAUCCGUGGCCAUAUGAAAACGAGUUCAACCAGUACCAUGCCUCGCCAUACUAUCUCGACCGGGAUCGCAAGCCCAUGUUCUACGGCUACCCAGAGACCCAGUUUCAGCCAGCAUAUUGGCCCAACUACCGUGAUCAGCCGAGCUCCGCAGCAGCGGCGGCCUACAUGAGCGCCACCGACGAGCGCCAUGCAUCAGUCAGCGCAGCAGCAGCGGCGCGACAAUCGGUGGAGGGCACCUCGCAGUCCAGUUAUGAGACGCCCACCUACUCCUCCCCAGGCGGACUGCGCGCCUUCCCCGAGCCCUACUCGAGCACAGGAACUUCAGGAGGUCUGUCGGUUGGUGCCGUGGGACCGAUGACACCGACGAAUGCGAUGCACGAAUGGACUGGCCAGGUGUCGGUGCGAAAAAAGCGCAAGCCGUAUUCCAAGUUUCAGACCCUUGAGCUGGAGAAGGAGUUUCUAUUUAAUGCGUAUGUGUCCAAACAGAAGCGCUGGGAGUUGGCCCGCAAUCUGCAGUUGACAGAGCGUCAGGUUAAGAUCUGGUUUCAAAAUCGUCGCAUGAAGAACAAGAAGAACUCACAGCGACAGGCCACACAGCAGAACAACAACAACAACUCCAGCAGCAAUCACAACCACGCCCAGGCGGCACAGCAGCAUCACAACAACCAUCACCUGAACUUGGGUCUGAGCAUGGGUCAUCAUGCCACCAAAAUGCACCAGUGACCUUUGGACAACAGCAGCGCCGGCGCCAUGGGCUUUGCUACCUACUAGCAGUUAGCCAACCCCAAUCCCAAUUCCAAUGCGAAUCCCAAUCCCAAUCCAAAUCAGAAUUCAAUAAAAAACGAAAUGAUUAUGGACUUUCCAUGCUAGUUGCGAGAUCGAUCAAUUGAGUACGGACAGAGUACAAAAUACAGAUGUGUACUAUGUGUUAUAACCCAGCGGAUUAGUUGGGUGAUUGGGAAUUCGAUAUGGAAGUGGAUGGGGAUGGGAAAAAACUAAAGGAAAUUGCGUUGGCGUCGCUGUUUUCAAAGCUAAAUUCGUUGGCAGAUCAUGCCGAACAAGGGGAGUUGAAGUCUACGUUUAAUGAAAUGCAGUUAAUUAAUAAGUCAGUUCUUAAAAUAUCUAUAAACAAUUACAAAUGUAAAUCGCCCAGUUAAAUUGAUGCUUGGCAAAUGGCAAAUGGCAAAAGGCAAAUGAUCAGAGAAUCCCAAAAUUACAAAAUGAGAAAAGAUGAGAAAAUAAAUAAGAAAAUUGAAAAUAUGAAUGAAAUGAGACGCAGAAUGAAUAUAGUAUAUGUAUGUAUUUGUAUUUGUAUUUCUCUCAACGCUCUAAUAAUUAAAUACGCAUUAAUUAAUAAUAACAAUUUCAACUAUGAAUAAUAUAUGCAUAUACAAAAUACAUUGUACUACCCCUAAUAAUAAUAACAAUACAACAAAAACAACAACAGCAACAACAAUUCGAGUAGUAGAUUCUAAUUGUAAGUGCAGUUCGUACAUCAAAUGCAAUUGUAGGCCACAACAGACAACAACAAAUUGUUUAACAAUUUCCACACACACACACACUGAAACACUUUUACACUUAACACAGAGACACAGCGCCGCACUUUUAGCAUAAAUUUUGUCAAAUAUUGUUCGUUGUGUCGUGUUCUUAGAUAAAUUUUAAGUUCCUGUAUAUAAACUAAGACGUAAAAUCGGAAUGAGAAGAGAAAAACGUAAUUAAACACAAUUAGCGAAACCGUCUGAAACUUAUUUUGGUUUUGUGAACAUAAACAAAAUUAAUAUAAUCGAAAUCGAAAAACUAAAAAACUAAAAAGAAAGAAAAAACAAAUCGAAUAACACAUGAGAAUACAAAAAUUAGAAAUGCAAAAUGUCAAAUUCGAUCUUAUAAAAUGUAAGUUUUUUGAUGUGUGUGCAUGUUUACUCCAUAGUUAAAGGCGCUUUCGAUCUAAACAAAAAAACCAAAAACAAAACAAAAAUUGAAACAUAAAUAAUUAAUGAAUAAUUAUGAAUAAUUGCACGUAAAUUAAAACUAAAGGGAACGCUAAAGAAAAAUGGGGAAUACAUUGCAAUUGAAAUAUGAAUAAGAAACAAAAAAAAAAAGAAAACAGAAUUGAACAUUGAGAGAAGAAGUUGAGCGAGAAGUUAUUUACGAUA
Molecule: messenger RNA, 2799 nt
Organism: Drosophila sulfurigaster albostrigata
Lineage: Eukaryota; Metazoa; Arthropoda; Insecta; Diptera; Drosophilidae
Gene: Abd-B
Product: homeobox protein abdominal-B
Exons: 7
Biological process (GO): regulation of transcription by RNA polymerase II
Cellular component (GO): nucleus
Molecular function (GO): DNA-binding transcription factor activity, RNA polymerase II-specific; RNA polymerase II cis-regulatory region sequence-specific DNA binding
Source: RefSeq, a predicted model, not a curated record